AUGUCGUAUCAGCCAGGCUACCGCAGCGUCGCCUACUUCGUCAAUUGGGCCAUCUACGGCCGGAACCACCAGCCACAGGACAUUCCCGCCGAAAAGCUCACACACAUCUUGUAUGCCUUCGCCAAUGUGCGCCCAGAUAGUGGAGAAGUCUACUUGACCGAUUCUUGGUCAGACACAGACAAACACUACCCUUCCGAUUCUUGGAAUGACACGGGCAACAACGUCUACGGCUGCAUCAAACAGAUCUACUUGCUCAAGAAGCGCAAUCGAAACCUGAAGGUCUUGCUGAGCAUUGGCGGGUGGACGUAUAGCAGUAAUUUCGCUCAGCCGGCCUCCACCGAACAGGGCAGGCGCACAUUCGCUACGAGCGCGGUCCGCCUGCUGAAGGAUCUGGGCCUCGACGGUCUGGACAUCGACUGGGAGUAUCCAAAGUCAGACGCAGAGGCCAACGACUUCGUCAAGCUUCUUCAUGCCGUGAGGCACGAAUUGGAGGCGUACACGAACUCCCUGCAACAUCGCCCCCAUUUCUUGCUGACGGUUGCUUCACCGGCAGGGCCUUCAAACUGCCGCUGGCUGAGGCUGAAGGAAAUGGACUACUACCUCGACUUCUGGAACAUGAUGGCAUAUGACUUUGCGGGCUCAUGGGAUUCGAAUGCCGGUCAUCAAGCCAACAUAUACCCAGCCCAGCAGAAUCCGCAGAGCACGCCGUUCAGCAUCGACUUCGCGGUGCGGUACUACAUUGAGCAUGGAGUACAUCCGAGCAAAAUCGUGCUUGGCAUGCCGCUGUACGGACGGGCCUUUCAAAAUACCAAGGGGCCGGGCCGUGGAUACAGCGGAGUCGGCGAAGGCAGCUGGGAGAAUGGCGUGUGGGACUACAAGGUGGGUGCAGAGUAUUCCUUUUGCCCUCUCCAUCUCCAUUGAUGAUACCGAGCUCAACGUCUAGCAUGCCCUGCAUGAACUCUUCGUGGUAAGGAAUGUUAGAAGCCUCUUCGCGAUGGUUCCUGCAUGUCUUCCCACGAAUGAGCACGGCAUUCAAUGGGCGCGGCGUCUUUUGACGUCCAAAACUUGAUCUAAUCUGACUCCACCGCACUCAUGUUCCCGUCUUCGCGACCAUGCAUCCAAAAAGCUCUUCGCUAACAUGCAUCCCAGGCCCUCCCGCGUCCGAACUCCCAAGUCCACCACGACAACCAAGCCGUCGCUUCCUGGUGCUAUGACCCGUCCACCAAGACCCUGGUCUCCUACGACAGCCCCCAAGUCGCCGCCCAGAAAGUCCAAUACAUCAAACACGUCGGCCUCGGGGGCGCCAUGUGGUGGGAAAGUAGCGGCGACCACCCUUCUGGCCACGCGGAAAGCUUGAUCAACAUCACCGUGCAGGGCCUGGGCGGGUUUGACGGCAAGCAUAUGGAGCAACACGAGAAUUGUCUGGAAUAUCCCGAGAGCAGGUAUGAUAAUCUGCGAGGGGGUAUGCCCGGGGAGUGA
Messenger RNA from Lecanosticta acicola, 1479 nucleotides. Lineage: Eukaryota; Fungi; Ascomycota; Dothideomycetes; Mycosphaerellales; Mycosphaerellaceae. The record is from the annotation of a GenBank genome assembly.